AUGCUAAACAAGAAGAGAAAUCUGAGGCUUAUGGCUGGUAUCUUCAUUAUUGGAAUAGUUUGCAUGUUUGAAUAUGCAGAACUAAGCUAUGAAGACGUCCUGCGUUUGGUGACAUUUGCUCGAAAACGGCCAGCAAAUGACAAGUCGCGCUCCUGCACAACAUGUGUGACAGGCUGGAUGAACGAUAUGUGGUUUACAAAACGCUUCCAGCCUUCGGUUCGCCCGUUGUUAUCCAAAAGGAACUGCAUGCUCAGUGAGAAUACUUACAAAUGGUGGCAGCGUCUGCAGUACGUCACACGUAGAGCUAAUUACACUAAAGUGGUGAAGGAAUUGUUCCAGAUCAUUCCUGGAAAAGACCACUAUUUGGAUGGAGGUUCGGAUCGUUGCAGGGUCUGUUCUGUUCUGGGAAAUUCUGGAAACCUCUUGGGAUCCCAUUAUGGCGACCAAAUCGAUUCUGGUGACUGUGUCAUAAGGAUGAACAAAGCUCCCACCAAAGGUUACGAGAGAGACGUGGGGACCAGAACUACUCAUCAUAUCUUCUACCCAGAGAGUGCAGUCAACGUGUCCAAUGACACCAACGUGGUGCUUUUCCCCUUUAAGACUCUGGACCUGGAAUGGCUCAUGAGUGCUUUGACUAACGGUACAAUAAAAAGAACGCGCGAGAAUGUUCCAGCCAGGAUAAAUGCCGAUAAGGACAAGGUGAUGGUACUCAGCCCAGCCUUUAUGAGAUAUGUCCACACCAGCUGGCUUCAGAACAAAGGCGUUUAUCCAUCAACGGGUUUUCUGGCCCUCAUAUUCUCUCUGCAUAUUUGUGAUAAAGUGAACGUAUAUGGUUUUGGAGCGAACAGAAACCGAGUCUGGCACCACUACUUUGAGCCACCCCCAAAAAACUUCCGGCUGAAUGUACCUCACAGUGUGUCAAAUGAAUACAGCGUGAUAUUAGAGCUCUCCAAAAGGAAAAAGAUCCAGCUCUUUACGGGGAUCUAA
This is a messenger RNA of Chanos chanos (milkfish), 987 nucleotides long. RefSeq names its product CMP-N-acetylneuraminate-beta-galactosamide-alpha-2,3-sialyltransferase 1-like. NCBI's taxonomy places the organism in Eukaryota, Metazoa, Chordata, Actinopteri, Gonorynchiformes, Chanidae. Gene Ontology annotation, cellular component: membrane. Gene Ontology annotation, molecular function: beta-galactoside (CMP) alpha-2,3-sialyltransferase activity. Gene Ontology annotation, biological process: sialylation. The transcript is spliced from 6 exons. The coding region runs from base 1 to 987 and encodes 328 amino acids. The record is from RefSeq and is a predicted model, not a curated record.